Molecule: messenger RNA, 10585 nt
Organism: Chara braunii
Lineage: Eukaryota; Viridiplantae; Streptophyta; Charophyceae; Charales; Characeae
Source: the annotation of a GenBank genome assembly
GGUUACACUGCCCAAGCCAUUAUUUAGGAGCUGGUCUUCGGCUGCUUUGGACCUCUGUUCAGUCUUCUUGUAUUCCCUGCGUUCUCCUGCUUGUCUUUUGUUCUCCACUGCUGUACUUCUUGCCUUCUUUUAUUUCCUGAAUUCUGCUAUUUGUCUUUCUCUCAGCUACCCUUUGUUUAUCCUCCUCCUGAAUUGACAUGAAUACCGAUUGGUCAUCUCCUUCAAACUAUGCAUGCGGACACAACUUACUUGAAGACCGCUUGAUCAUCUCGUUCGAUCUGUGCAUGCAGUCUAUCCUACACAGACAAGAAACGAAACAAAGGAAGGGCAUAAUCAAGCACCUCCUCACAUCAACUAGUGGGCAGCAAUUUAUCCCUGAUAUACCUGGCAAGGAGCUGGGAAUAACCAGCGAUGAAGCACUGGAACUUGGAGAUGUGCCUGAGAGCGUCUGCAUUGUGGGAGACAGCUACAUUGCACUCGAGUUUGCCUGUCUCUUCAAUGGGCUGGGAACAGAAACACACGUCGUGCAAAGGCAGCCAAAGGUGCUUCGUGGUUUCGAUGAGGAGGCAAGGGCACAGCUGGCAACCAAAGGGGUGGAAUUCCACACAGAGUGCUUGGCGGUGGCAAUUGAGAGAGAGACAACUGGCCAUCUAGCACUCACAACUGACAAGGGGGAGAGAGUGACAACCAAGGUGGUGAUCUAUGUGACUGGUCGAAAGUCAGCUGCAAUGGUAUUGCCACGUCAGCAGUGCCAGAUCAGCAGUGCCAGAUCAGCAGUGCCACGUCAGCAGUGCCACGUCACAGUGCCAAGUCACAGUGCCACGUCAGCAGCGCCACAUCACAGUGCCAGAUCAGCAGUGCCACGUCCGCAGUGCCAGAUCAGCAGUGCCACGUCCGCAGUGCCAGGUCACAUUGCCACGUCAGACAUACAGUGCCACGUAAGCAGUGCCACGUCAGACACAGUGCCACGUCAGACACAGUGCCACGUCAGCAGUGACGUUCAACACAGUGCCACGUCAGCAGUGACGUUCAACACAGUGCCACGUCAGCAGUGCCACGUCAGCAGUACCACGUCAGACGCAGUGCCACAUCAGCCGUGCCACCUGCAGUCGACGAACGCGGACGACAAUCCGAAGAUGUACAAGAUGCCAACUUUCAACCUGGAGAGGUUCGACGACUACACGCAGCAGGAUCCCGCUCUCUGGUGGGAAGCAUUCACAACGCAACUCAGGAUUCUGCCAGUAGCCAAGCAUGCGUACAUCGGCGCCCUGUUCCUGAACUCAAAGGGCGGAUGCCAGACCUGGUUGAGCCACCUGGCAACCUCCCACGGCGUCGACGUACCAGACUUAACGGACGUAAUCACAUGGGAGGAACUAACACGGCUGUGGAAGAAGCGGUUCAUCGUCGACGACGCGCCGGCACUCGCCAUCAACCGUUUGUUCACCAUGUCACAGGGCAACACAGCAACACGGGACUGGCUCACGGAGUGGCAGAAGAUUGCGGCUGUGCCCAAUCUGAACCUACCAUUCGAGCAUCUACGCCGUGAGUUCUACAACAGGUCCUGUGCGGCAUUGAGCCAGGCUCUUGGUGAUCGCGAGCAGUACUCAACCUUUGCGGAGAUCAUUGAUAAAGCGAGGGAGAUCAUCAAAACCAACAGGUCAGCUGCACACGAGAAAUCAACAUGGCAACCGACCUAUGUGGAGAAAGCACGAACUGGUCCGCGACAGCAGCACUUCGCUGCAGUCCAGCAGGACAGUGGAGAUAACCCAGCAGCCAUUCCAGUAUCAAGUGACGGAGAUCAGGUGGCCGCUGUCCAACCGCGAAGCACCAACAAGUCCCGUAACAAUGGGAAGGCGAAAUCCGCAUCGCAGGCCGGAAAUGGACAGCCAGGACAAUUUCCAUGGGUCAAGUUUGGCUUGACCGAGGCGGAGURCAAGAACAGAGUAUUAGUUCCAUGCACGGUGCCUCUGCCUCAUCCUUCGAUCAGCUGCCACGUGGUAUCCGCCGCAAGCAUGCGAGCUUCCAUCAUCAGAGACGACAUCGAGGAGAUGGGGGUGUGUUUUCUCCACGCCCUCCCACCACAUGACGCUUCAUCAACGGACUCACCUUCGGAUCCACGCAUCACCGAACUUCUCGACGCCUACAGCGACGUGUUCGAAGACCCGCAUGGAGUAGUACCGGACCGACCCAUCCGCCACGAGAUCAUCCUCGAGGACGGGGCCGCACCUCCGCGCGGUUGCAUCUACCGAAUGAGCGAGGAAGAGUUAAGUGUGCUUCGGGCACAACUCGACGACCUUCUAGAGAAAGGCUGGAUUCUGCCUAGCUCAUCGCCAUACGGUGCUCCUGUUCUCUUCGUCCGGAAGAAGAACAAGGACCUGCGGUUGUGCAUCGAUUAUCGCAAGCUCAACGCGCAGACGAUCAGGAACGCCGGCCCUCCCCCACGCAUCGACGACCUUCUCGAGCGAUUCGGCGGCGCCCAGUUCUUCUCUAAGUUGGAUCUCAAGUCAGGGUACCACCAACUCGAGAUUCGCAAGGAGGAUCGCUACAAGACCGCGUUCAACACUCGGUAUGGGCAUUUCGAAUGGCUGGUCAUGCCAUUUGGCCUUACGAAUGCCCGAGCCACUUUCCAAGCGGCUAUGACGACGGAGUUCCGACACAUGCUGGAUCGUUUCGUACUUAUAUACCUCGACGACAUUCUGGUUUACAGCCGGAGUCUGGACGAGCAUGUGGAACACCUGCGCACCGUUUUGGAGCGGCUACGACAGGCCAAGUACAAAGCAAACCGUGACAAGUGCGAGUUCGCACAGCAGGAGCUGGAGUUCUUGGGACACUAUGUGACGCCGCAAGGCAUCCGUCCGCUUGCGGACAAGAUCGAGGCCCUACGAGUAUGGCCCGAGCCCACCAACACCACGGACGUUCGUUCAUUCAUGGGGUUGGCGGGCUACUAUCAGCGAUUCAUCGCCGGAUACUCCAGGAUUGUUGCACCUAUGACGAGGUUACAGUCGCCARAGGUGCCAUUCGYAUUCGAUGACGACGCACGCSGGUCAUUMCAAGCACUUAAGACGGCUAUGCUCAUGGCACCCGUCCUUAGCAUUUAUGACCCCACCCUGCCGACACGAGUGAUUACGGACGCUUCCGGCUAUGGCAUUGGGGCAGUYUUGGAACAGCACGACGRCGAYGACUGGCACCCUGUGGAGWAUUUCAGCCACAAAGUGCCUCCCAUCAACUCGCUUGAUGAUGCAAGGAAGAAGGAGCUGCUCGCAUUCGUGAUGGCUCUCAAACGYUGGCGGCAYUUCCUCCUUGGGCGUCGUAGGUUCACAUGGAUCACAGACAACAAUCCAYUGACCUACUACAAGACGCAGGACACGGUGAGCAGCACGAUCGGACGAUGGAUGUACUUCAUCGACCAAUUUGACUUCACACCAAAGCAUGUCCCCGACCUCUCCAAUCGCGCAGCAGAUGCACUCUCGCGAAGACCUGAUCUUUGCGCUAUGACACAUCAUGCAUUCGCAUUCGACGAGGAGCUUCAACGACACUUAUCCGGGCAUAUCAGUCUUAUCCGGACUUCAGCACGCUCUAUGCACAGCUAUUUUCGGAUCACCUGCCGGCCAGCCAUUACCGCAUUGUCGACGGGUACUUGCUCCUCCACUCGAGAGGCAAGGACUUACUAUGUGUCCCACACGACCGUCAUCUUCGGACUCGCCUCCUCGGCGAGUACCAUGAUUCACGAUUCGCCGGCCAUUUCGGAGUCAACCRCACUAUUGCACGACUUCGACAGUGAUUCCGAUGGCCCGACCUCAUUACCGAUGACACUUGGUAUUGCGACUCUUGCGAAGUUUGCCGACGCAGCAAGCCCCGCAACCGCAAUCCCUACGGCGAGUUACACCCGAUGCCUAUCCCACGGGAACCCGGUCUCUCCAUUGCCAUGGACGUCACCGGAAGUUGCAGAUGGGGCGCACCUGAAUGUUGAUGAGAUGGAUGAUGCAGAGAUCCUCUGGGGAACCUUGAUUAAGGUAAACAAAUUGGCUUUGGGGGAAUUGAUGGCGGAAGAGAUUGUGAGAGCUGCGGUGCUAAGGGCCUUGUGGAUGCUGUGGAACGAGAGACGCAGGCAGGGAGCAUCCCCACCAUUGCAGGCAUAUCAGGAAAGAGUAUUGGAGAACAUCAGAGUGGCCCUCCUGGCGGACCUCCAUCGCUGUAGAUGCACAGGGGAACAGAUGGAGGUAGCCUUCUGUGAAAGAUGGGAAAGAUGUGACCCUUACCCUCAACUGGUGAUCUGGGACCCCCAGACGGGUCAGAUGGGGUUCGGGCCAUACUUGCGGCGCACCUAUGCUCUGCGCCGUGCGGUGCAUUCGGAGGACGAGUGUGAAGACAUGAUGUUCAUGCUCGUUCUCCUCGUGACCCAGUGGGUGAACAGGCGCAAUGCUGCGGCCAUGGCCGUGCUUGAAGUUGUCGCCAUCACCCCGUUCAUGUUUCGGGAUGUGUCGGGGAUGCUUACGAUGCUUUCAGGGGGGGGGGUUCACGACAUGGCGUUGAGCUGCUUGGCGGAGCAGGAGUUGGGAAGACACAUGAAAUGGAGAAGGCGAUUGUGGAUGGUGGAGCGUAGCGGAGGUUUGUGGAAGGACCUUCAAACGGUAGCAGGUGAUCAGCUUGAGCCUCUCUUUGUCAUUCUAAUAUAUGCAAGCUUUAAAGCUGUCUACUGUAGCUGGAGUGAAAUAAUGUCUUCUGAGGAGAAGUACAUCUGCAUUGCUGUGCAGGUUAGCAAUCCCUCUUGCAUGUCACUGCCAUCAAUUUGGGAGGGAGGAGGUGAUGAUUGGCAGAGUCUCUUGCCAGUGGCAUGGAAUGAGGCAAUUAAUUUUGUCAAAGUGGUGUUCAGGGAAGAGUCAUUUUCUCCAUGUCGAAGAUAUGUUCCAUUUGGGACAGCUGGGCUUUCUGGCAUGCAGGAUGGAAGGCAACCACUUCGGUCCAAGUCAGCGUCAUUUCUCAGCAUGCUGGAUGAAUCAUUUGGGAGAACGCUCACUGGUGUGAGCAACAACGUGCUGAUUGGAGUCCACAAGCUCUGUGCUGGUGGUGAAGAGUUAAUCGAGUUAGUCACUGGGCAGAGCAUGAUUGAAGCCAUGGAGAAAAUGAGAGACCAGCUUCUAUCCUUUACAACGCCAUAUCCUGUUCUCCAUUGCCUGAUUUCAGGGCAAGGCGAAAGUUUUUGCAUCGACGCUGGACUUGGUGAGUAUCGCAUGGAUGGGGGGUAUGAGCGAUCCGUGAAGGACAUCAUGAAAACCCUGCAGCAGCGUCUGGAGAAGCCUUGCGGGAUCCACUAUGAUGCGCUAGCAGAGAUUGCACGUGUGCUGGGAAUGGAGGAUCGUGAAGAUGCGGCAGCAGAGAUUGCACGUGUGCUGGGAAUGGAGGAUCAUCAAGCCAUGCGCGGUGAAGGUCCUGGCACACCAAUGAACAGUGUAAAAAAAGGUGCAGACGAUGCUUCGAAAAAUGGUACAACAAAGAAUGGGAGUGGUCUGUCCUCACCGUUGAGUGAAGUAACCAGUGACGAGGUGCCGUCAGAGGAGGCAACGACGUCGUCGCCCUCGGAUCCAGGGACGAUCAAUGGACAGGACGGGCAGACUUUGCGACCAGUCUCUCCAGCCCAGUUUCACUUGUUUUGUCCCUUUUCGCACCAGCUGAUGGAAUGCCCUGUGCGGCUGAAAGAGACGGGGAUUACGUUUGAGAGGAGUGCAAUUGAGGACUGGCUCGAAGGACACUCGACAUGUCCGUUGACAGGUACGCUGUUGAAAUGCAAAGAGCUGGUCGUGAACGAGACCGUUAGAAGACUUUGUGACGAAUAUAGGCUACAACACCAGGCUGCGGGGAACUCUAAUUCUUGCAAGCAGAGGACACCUGCACUUCUCGAUCCGCCCAGGCACACGUCUGUGCAAAAUGGAACUGGUUUGAAUUUGUCCGGGUUGAAUGCAUCGGGGUUGAUGUCUACCCCAGCAAGUACAGCGAGGGCUUCUCUCGAUGCCACACCUCCCGCAAGCCCGAGGAGUUGUGGCGACUCAGGACCCAUUCCAGUGGGCAGAGGAGGCCGGAGGCCUUCCUCGUUAUCGAUACCAACGUCCUCCUCGUGGAGAGAUGGGCCUCUUGGUAUGUUGCUGUCUCCUUCAUUGCGAACUCCGUGCUCCGUCUCAUCUAGCUACAGCGGAGGCGGAGGGCUUGCGUCGCCGUCGUUGACAAGCUCCCCCACUGGAAGCGCCUCAGGUCAAGACUAUCCGGCCAACUACUCGGAGUGCAAGGCAAGGGUGCAGAAACUUGUGGCAGACCUCAAUUCCAGCGCGGAUGCGGAGAAGCAGAGAAUUGUGGCAGAAGAGGUGAGAAGGCUGGCAGCCGACAGCUGGGAGACGAGGGCUUGCUUGUAUUACGGCAAGAUCGUGCCAGUGCUAAUGGGUACGCUUCGGAAGAGCGUGGAGCCGGAGGUGCAGCUAGCAGCGCUUCGAGCUCUGUUUAAUAUGCUGAUGGACAGCACAACGAAGGAGGCCUUAGUUCACCUCGGCGGUGUGCAGAUGCUGCUGAAGCUGGUGUCUAGGUCAAACCAAUUGGACGUGCGAGAGGAAGCAGCGGGGUGUUUGUAUAGUCUUUCCGUGCUGGACGUUGACGAGGAGCUGGCCGCGCUCAGACCCGCACUGGCUCCACUCAUUGAGAUUGCAAAAGUGGCAUCGCCCAAGGGAAGGGAUGAUGCAUUGAAAGCUUUGUGGAAUCUAUCGGUUGCAAAGGCAAACAAACAAAUCAUUGCCAAUGAGGGUUGCAUCCCCUUUCUGCUACAGCUGCUUGCGGAUAGAGAGGGUCUGUUGGAUCGCAAGAUGAUGAAGGUUGUAGCGUCUUUGCUUGACCGAGUGGCGAAGUGUCGGGAGGGUCAAUGGGCAAUCGCGAGUGCAGGUGGGAUUCCCAAACUGGCGGCACUAAUAUCGAAAGCGGAUUGUCCAGAGCAGGUGAAGGAAUACGUCAUAGGUGUGCUCGACUCGCUGUGGAUGGACCAUGACUCUGCGAUUUUGAAUGUCGUUGACACGACGGCAUUGACCAGCGUAACGGAGAAAGGUACGGAACGAGGGAGGAAGAAAGCAGGGGCAUUGCUGGAGAAAAUGGGCCAGCAGCAGGACUCUCUGCUGAAGCAGAUACAUAUGGAUAAAUGGGAGCACCAGGAGAGGUGGGGGAGUCGGCAGCAGGAAGAGAAACCCCAGGCAGUCCCUAUGCUUCAGGCAGGGCCAUCCAGCGUGCAGGGUUACGGAAGCAGCUCCUUUGUUGUAGCCACUGCAGAGGCAGAUUCCGGGUUUGUGAAGCUGCGAUCUCCUGCAGGGAUCACCGGGGUGACGGGAGCUCACCAGAAGACCUUGUCACGACCCACUUUACAGCGGCUUUGUAUCGACAAGAGCUACAGCAGCAAGUACUAGUUGGAACUCUGUUUGAAGUGUUCCCAUGCACGUCUAAGUGGCCGUCCCAAGUGUAUGUGCUCACCCUGUGUUUAUGCACACACACUUGUGUGCGGGUCCGUGUGUGCAUCACACCAUGUAUAUGUGAACCUAUGAGAGAGAGAUAAGAGGGGGGAGGUGGGGGGGGUGGGGGGAGACCAAAAGACAGGUCAGGAUGAGAGUGAGAGACAGGAGGGGGAUGCAUGUGUGUGGAGCUGCGGGAGGCCAUGAAGAGGAGGGAGAGGGGAUACAGGACGCGGGGAAGGUACUAUGGAGCUGCUGUUUCCAGUCUACGAGAUGUGCAUUGAAUGAUCCUCCUGCAUUUGGAGUUUUGGGUGUGGGUGAUGCACUUAGGAGAGUGCAUUUGUCGUUGUCAAGAAGCACACUCGUGUUCGAUGGGAAUAAGAGAAAAAGUGGGUGGGUGGGUGGGUGGGUGGGUGGGUUUUCUGUGAUCGUGAAGGUGCUUGGGGGAGUGGAGGGAUUGGAACUAGCCACCGACCUGCUGUCGAGGAUUGCUCAGGUGCUUGCUGAUCAAGGAGUUAAAACCGCCAGUUCACCCCAAGCAGAUCGGGCCUCUUUCCGGUUUAUGCGGUAGGAGCUCUUCGAUUCAGCCGUGGGCCAGCACUGAACGUGGCAGGCCACUUUGAAAACGUGCGGUCACAGGCUCACAAGCCUUGGAAGGUAGCCUCGUCAACUAUAGCCCCGUGCAAACUGGUGGUUUAAACUUUAAACCACUAGUACACGACCCCAGCCUUGCAGUCUGGACUUGUCAUCACAAGAAAACGAGGCCGAGACGUCAAACGCUCGGCCUGCCGUUCAUAAAUUGGAUCGGCGGCGGUCGUGUUUUCGUUCCGUGCUUCCAGAAUUCGAGGUGUCACGCCCAUGGCCCAGGUGCCCAUGUACUGGUGGUUUAAGCGUGCUCAACAACAUGAGAUGAGACGUCUUUCAUCUAUUCGGUACUGAUUCCGGUCCUUCUGGGCAAGAAAUGCCCCCAUCAUCAUCGUCAUCAUCGUCAUCGUCAUCAUCAUCAGUAGUGAACAAAAUGAAGGUGGGCAUUUAACUCCUGGUUAUGUAAUGGGUUAUCAAUGAUCCUGCACCUUGAGUCUUACAGAGAAUGCUGUUUUGAUAGGAAUGAACUACAUUGUCAUGCAGGCUGUCACAGCCAUUGUGAGGUUUAUCGGCGAAUGGAGUGUACAGGCAGGCAGGUAUUCUUCAGUUGGGAAAACAAUUCGGGCGCGUCGGGCACUUGCUCACAGGGAUGGCCCUGUGGUGAAGGAACCAAAUGCUUAGCAAUGAACGUAGUAUGCCAGCGAAUUGUGUUGGCUUUUUUAUUGUGCAUCUCAUGUCAACACAAUUGUACAUCAUGGGGCAGGCAACACACUGUGCUGGCUGCACUUGGAAACUCUAUGUGGAGAUGCUGUGUUGAUAUUAUUGUGUGUGUAUAUUCACUCUCAUUUGCAGCCACUUCCACUUCUUCUUCUUCUUCUUCUUCUGCUACUUCUUGAGAUGUGAAUCUUCUGAUUCCUAAUGGAGCAGAGGGGGACAUCAAAUCAAAUUAUAUAUUAAUUUUAACUAUUGGUAGCCUUAGAAUGACUAGUUUCGAUGUAUUUCUCCUUUCCUCCUUUUUUUUUUCCACAGGGGCCAUGUUAAUCUUCUCUGUAUCGUUCCAAUUUUCACGGAUGUCCGGACGGACUUGCUGUAUUACCACCCUUUGUUCAUGCCCCCAUUCUCAAUUUUGGUCUGGGUUUACGUAAAUUCACUCGUUCGAUUCCAUUCGGGAUUCGAACUCAGGUCGGUCUUUCGACAGUUCGUGGGUUUUGCCAAAUCAGUAAGGCCAGUUAGUGCUUAGUUAUUAGUUACCCUACCUUUUCACUGUUGAGGAUUAGAAGGGAGAGAGUGGAGAAGCUGGCCAACAAGGGAGUUACAGUCAUCAGGCGAUGGAAGAGUGUCGGAGGAGAUAUAGAGGGGGUUGGAAAGGAUGUGCACGUGGGUGGAUUAAGGAGGAGCACUACCAUCGUCACGACUCGUCAGGUGGAUUUUUUUUGCUCGUACGGGUAUCCGUCGUGCAGCCAACUUGAAGAAAGGUUACAAAAAAGAAAGGGAAUGCUAAAAGAAGGAAAAGUAUCAGAGGCACAGCUGUCCCCUCCCCCCCCCCAAAUGGCCGCGACCGGGGCCCUGUUUGAAGGGAGGAAAUUGAGACCACAGGUGUUAUAUUCUCCGCAGCUUUUGCUACCCUCAAAUGCAGAUCCUAUUUCGAAAGCGAAUUCAGAGAGGGCAGAGUUGUGUGUUCCCAAGAUGGCUUCUGUGCGGAAUCCUGUUCAAUGGCCUGCAGGGUUGGCAGGGCUGGAAAAGAGAGUGGCGUGGCAGGCAGGCAGGUUCCGAAAACCACGCCAAGGUGGAGCCGCGGCUGUGCGUGCAAAAUGGCUGCCGGACAUACUCCUGUACAAUGUGGCCUGAACGCGCCGAAAUCGCCGAAAUGGGAUGUGUGGUGAUUAUUCUCUGAAGCGGACAGCGGACAGGUUCAGAAAACCGAGGCAAGGCGAAGCCCCAGCUGUUCUUGCAAAAGUGGCUGCUGGACGGAUAUCGUGUACAAUGGCCUGAACAGGUCAAAAUUACCUAAAUGGGAACGGCGGUGAUUAUUCUUUGAAGCAGGCUUCAGUCCUUUGGCAUGCAGGUUCACAAGCCAAGGUGGCGGGAUUCACGACUUUCCCAAAAUAGGCCAGGAGGUAGCGGCAGCUUUAACUGCUACCACGGGUCGAAAAGUCGGGCCAAUCCCCAACGACGGGAAAAGGAACCUGUGGCCUUUGGAUCGGCAAUCGGCAAUCCAAUUGACCAACUGAAAAGGAACGGACCUUCUAAUUAACCAGGGCCGCGGUAGUAAAAGGGAGCGGCAGUUUAAGAAGCGCAUCUAGCGUAUGACAUGCCUAGGUCAGCUUUUUUACUGUGAUGUGAUAUAAGCUGACGUCAGUCGGUCAAUCUCAUUGUUUCCCAAACAGGUGCAUGGUACACAGCCACCAUCCCAGUCCUUAGUGGGAUGGUAAAGUUUCGAUAUGAGAUCAUGUAUUCCAAUUGCGUGGUGGCAGUUGAAGUGAGUACUUGGGAAAUAAUUUUGUGAUGGGUCUAGCCCCUCAAAG